Messenger RNA from Aspergillus fijiensis CBS 313.89, 1276 nucleotides. RefSeq lists its product as uncharacterized. The record is from RefSeq and is a predicted model, not a curated record. The coding region runs from base 1 to 1092 and encodes 363 amino acids. Lineage: Eukaryota; Fungi; Ascomycota; Eurotiomycetes; Eurotiales; Aspergillaceae. The transcript has 3 exons.
AUGUUGCCUCCGCCUUCUCUAUCAUCGGUAUCCACCAGAAGGUCCCGCUCAUCUAGUCCACGCAAGCCGAGCGAGUCCACCUACCGAGCACGUACGCUUUUCCAGGUUGACACUCGAAUCAAUCCCGUGCUUCAUUAUCUUCCUGCGGACCAUGCUACCCUCAAACUUUUAGCAGCCAAACUCCAAUCUCAGUCAAUGGAGUGGGCGGCCACUCAAGCCGGUGAAGCCGAGUGGGCUGAGUCCAUACACGAGGCUCUGAACGGCCUGAAGUCAUCAAAUCUAGUAAUAGCACGAAAUCGUGAUUGGAGGUCUGAUAUUAAACCUAAAGUCCAUGUCCCGGCACUUUCGCGGCCUUCUGUCCCAGGAAGACUGCUAUGCAAUCAAACCAGACCUGGCGAGUCAGAACGCUCGCAGAGGAGCAUAAAACUAGAAAGUUCGUCUCCAAUUCCUUCAGCGCAGCUCGCAGGUGCACCGAUUCUCCACAGAGACACAACCCUAUCGGUGUUAUCUGAGCCAACGCUCUCAUUCUGGCUGAAAGGUUCCCGUCCCGAGAUCUACCUAGGGCUCUCAGAUCGAGCCCUUGCAGUAGCACUGCAUUCCGCAGGAAUCACGAACGCAGACUUCCUGUUGAACGACCUCCAGGACACCAGUGAGCUUAUCAGCGACCCCGGUGUGACCCCACUGAGCUUACGCUUUCCAUUCCUCCUCGUCGAGGCGAAGUCGGGUGCAACCGGCGGAAAACUCUAUCAAGCACAGAACCAGGCAGCAGUGGGUGGUGCCUCGGCAGUGAAUAUUCAAAAAGCCCUCUUUGGGGCUGCUGAUGCGCCGCCGCUCGAAACACGAGGCCCUCAGCUAGCGGGGUCUCUAACUCCGAUGUCCCUCUGUUUCUCCGUCACCACAGAAGGGCCUGUCUGUGAAAUGUGGGCUCAUUUCUGGGAUGAAACGAAGAGCAGCUAUGGUAUGGCCAACAUUGGCAUCUGGCGGACGACACAAGAGGGUAGUGCAUUUGAUCUGAUCUCGAAAAUCUCAAGCAUCUUGAACUGUGGCUCGAGAGCUUACCAAGAUGACAUAUUCAACAGCCAGAUGCUGUGACGAUUAUGAUUGCGAGCCUCGUCAAAGCAUGCUUCAUGAGUUAAAUGGGGCAUUCAACUUUGCUACCUACUCUACGGACUUUGACACUGAUAAUCGACUUCUGGAUGCAUCGUUAUGUCUCUCAUACUCAGCUUACGGUCUAGGAUUCAAGGCGAGAGCCACAAAAAUACAGCCAGGCUGUCCC